GUAAGACUUUCCCAUCCCUCCGUAAAUUAAUCUUCAUGAGGAAAAUCACCAGAUUGGAAAAAGAUACUUCCUGGUCUUGAGGCUGCGAUAGCAGAACACUGGGACGAAGUCGCACAGACUGAGCACAGUCUCAUGUAGGCAUCUUAAAGGCGUUCCUACCAGCGUGGCUUUGACCCUGCUGUUUGGAGACGAGUGCUGCCGUACCAGGACGUCUGCAAAUUUGCUGCAUUCAAAUCCUUGUUUCACAGGCCGAGAGAGGAACAGAUCACACAAUCGAGUUUUUCCGACGCGAUGGCACAGCUGCCGAACCUUAUUUCAGUAUGGCUUCAGGAUAGAGCAACCCAUGCGCGAAAUCUAGCCGCUGCGGAGCUAGGUUCACAAAUUAAUCCUGCUGUCGACCCGACGAGUUUGGCCAUAUGUGUUUUCGGAUGUUCCAACGGAUGCUAUUCUUGUACCUAUUCCGAUCUCUGGCGACAUCACUGCGUGCGCCGUUAUCGUUUUUACGGGGAAUUCAUCUUCCCGGAUGUUGACACGUUGUACGAAGGCAACGGUGAUAUCACGUUCGACUCUAAGCGGUCUGCUAUGGUUUCCUAUCUGGUAACCAUGGUGUCUCGCGAUCCUACCACCACUACUGUAGAGAAUAUGGAUUCUUGGGGACGUUUUCGUUUGCUUGAAUAGAUCCAUUAGUAGGUUUAGAGCCCGUGGCGGAGGCGCUCACGCUGUAUUUGGGUGUCCUUUACUG
Molecule: messenger RNA, 742 nt
Organism: Guyanagaster necrorhizus
Lineage: Eukaryota; Fungi; Basidiomycota; Agaricomycetes; Agaricales; Physalacriaceae
Exons: 1
Coding region: 292-678 (128 amino acids)
Source: RefSeq, a predicted model, not a curated record